GACUUCAAUUAUAUCUAAAUUUGCAAGCAGAAUUCAAGAGCAGCAGCUUUGAGCAUGUCAAGGCUCCGAUGCCCUCUCCGAGGCUUUGAUUUGAAGGCAUUGUCGCUUCUCUUUGUGGGUGUUCCGAUUCUCAUCUUCAUCAUCUAUUUACAUGGCCAGAAGAUCUCUUACUUUCUGAGGCCCCUUUGGGAAUCUGCCCCCAAACCCUUCAAUACCAUUCCACACUUCCACCAUGACAAUGUCUCUAUGGAGAACCUUUGCAAGUUCCAUGGAUGGGGAGUUCGGGAAAUGCCAAGGCGUGUCUUCGAUGCGGUGCUGUUCAACAAUGAACUCGAUAUCCUCGAAAUCCGAUGGCAUGAGUUGAGUCCGUAUGUUUCAGAGUUCGUUCUCCUCGAAUCCAAUUCCACAUUCACCGGCUUGAAGAAGCCCUUCUUUUUUGCAGAGAACCGGCACCGCUUCGAGUUUGCCGAGUCCAGGCUGACAUAUGGGACGGUUGGAGGGAGAUUUGUGAAGGGAGAGAACCCUUUCGUUGAGGAGUCUUACCAGCGUGUGGCAUUGGAUCAGCUUAUCAGGAUAGCGGGCAUCACCGACGACGACCUAUUGAUCAUGUCUGAUGUUGAUGAGAUCCCAAGCGGCCACACGAUCAACCUUGUCAGGUGGUGUGAUGACAUUCCUGAGAAACUCCAUCUCCAGCUUCGGAACUAUCUGUACUCAUUCGAGUUCUUCCUCGAUGACAAGAGCUGGAGAGCUUCGGUUCACAGGUAUCGAGCUGGGAAGACGAGAUACGCUCAUUUCCGCCAGUCUGAUGAGCUCUUGGCCGAUUCAGGGUGGCACUGCAGCUUUUGUUUCCGCCACAUCAGCGAGUUUAUAUUCAAAAUGAAAGCAUACAGCCAUGUGGAUCGUGUCAGAUUCUCUUAUUAUCUAAAUCCAUCAAGGAUUCAGGAUGUGAUAUGCCGAGGAGCAGACCUAUUCGAUCUGCUUCCGGAGGAGUACACGUUCCAGAGAAUCAUCGCCAAGUUGGGACCCAUACCAAGGUCACAUUCUGCUGUCCAUCUUCCAGGACACCUACUUCAGAAUGUUGACCAGUAUAGAUAUCUCCUGCCAGGGAACUGUAAGCGUGAGAGCGGCUAAUUAAGUUUUGUUAGCGGCACAUCAUAUAAAGAUUGCUUGCAAAUGCUACACUUCAAAAUUUGAUCUGCGGCUUUAUAUCGGGGAUGAGUAUCCAACUUGGUUGGAUAAUUCUGCUGUGCAAAAGGGCAAGAAUGGGUGAGCGCUGUGUUAAUAUGUCUGAAGGUUUAAUUGUAUCAACAUAUGCUUCCCUGGGGGCUAUUUA
Molecule: messenger RNA, 1333 nt
Organism: Elaeis guineensis (African oil palm)
Lineage: Eukaryota; Viridiplantae; Streptophyta; Magnoliopsida; Arecales; Arecaceae
Biological process (GO): N-acetylglucosamine metabolic process
Cellular component (GO): membrane
Molecular function (GO): beta-1,4-mannosylglycoprotein 4-beta-N-acetylglucosaminyltransferase activity
Source: RefSeq, a predicted model, not a curated record